CGACCAUCCAACGCUCCUUUUCCGGGAUUCCGACGUCGGCCUAGGCGAGCUAUGCGGACUGCUAUCGGCUAGCUGCGGCUGGACAAAAACUACUCACACCCAGAAGCAAAACUUGUCACGAUUUGCCUUUUUAGAGGCUCCUACAGUCACCUGUCAGAAGGUGUGGAGGAACAACAUCACUUGGACAAAAAAAUAUAAGGACUUCAGGAUAAGGAUACUUCAGACUAUGUAACCGGCAUGUUGCAGAUGGCUUUGUUUCAAAGCUGCACAAUGGAAGAGGAGGUCUAUGUGCAGAGAAUGUGGAGGUGGGAGAGGUUUCUGCAUCCAGGCCUGGACAAGCACAGUGACACCGCAGUGACCUGCACAGUUCUUUUUGGAAUGAGUUGAUUUCUUUUAUUUUUUUUAUUUCCCCCCUCCUGUUGCCACAUUGACAUUUAAAGUUGGGCUCUCAAAGCAUUCGGCAUGGACUUGGACAUACUUUUAUAAGGUUGAAGACACAAAAGAUACCAUUUCAGUUGAAAUCAAGUUUUGAACGACGUCUUCAGAGUUCAAUUUCAUAUUAGGCGAAAGUGAAUUUCUUUUCAUUUUUAUAUCAAUUUUGACAGUUCAACAGUGUGGAGCCGUCCUGCCUGCAGCCCUCAGCCAUGCUCAGUUUCUUCCACCCAGCCAGUGCCUAAAUAAGACCCCUUGGGACAAUCAUACAAGUCAUCAGCAGCUGCUGUGCUCAAUCCUUUGCCUGUUUUUUUAUGAUGUGCUUCUGUUCUCUGCCUGUUGGCCCUUCAUCCGCUAAAUCUUUAAUUUUCUGCUCGCUUAUUUUGAGGUUUACUUGAUUUUUCCUUUCCAAGCCAGAUUCAAGCACAGCAAUUGCAAUCCAUUGACAAACGUUUAAUGCUGUGCUUUAGUAUGCACAAGUAGGAGUGUUAUUGUUGAAAAAGACGUAAUUACCUUAUUGCGCCAAACGCAGUACCAUUGAAGCCAUACAAAAAUAUUUAUGAAUUUCCUAUACAUAUUUUUGUAUCACUUGCUCUUGCUUUUAUAAUGCUUGAAAUCUAAUUUAGCUUAGGGAAUUUUAUAUAUACAUAACAUGAAAAUGCAAGUAGAAUUGUAUACUGUAUUGCUAUAAGAUUUUAAAGAAUAUAUAUUUGAGUGUUGUAGUGCUGGGAAGUUUGCCGACUGUUUCCAUUCAUAUGCUGCUUUGAUUUAUUUCAUCCCAUGGCCUCUUCCAAACAAACACUUUUGUCACUCUAACUCGUCAAACAUCAUUUUCAGUUGAUAGAUAGUAGAUAGCUACCUCUCUCUCGGUCUUCCCAUCAUUGCUCAGUCUCUGAUGCCGGGCUUCAGUGGUGGGGGUGUUGGGGGAGGAGUAGGUGGCCAGGUUUCUGCUCCUCCCCGCCCUUUUAGACCCAGCCGAUAUGUCCCGGUGUCUGCAGCAACAACCUUCCUUGUUGGAUCCACCACCCUCUUCUUCUGCUUCACCUGUCCAUGGUUGUAUGAGUACUUCUCCCCCAUCAUUCCCAUUUAUAUCGCUGUGAUCUUCCUCUUCACGCUGGCCAACUUCUGUAUGGCUACUUUUAUGGAUCCUGGAGUCUUCCCCCGAGCGGAGGAGGAUGAGGACAAAGAGGAUGAUUUUCGUGCACCACUCUAUAAAACGGUGGAGAUCAAAGGCAUCCAGGUGCGGAUGAAAUGGUGCUCCACCUGUCGCUUCUACCGACCCCCGCGCUGCUCACAUUGCUCAGUCUGUGACAACUGUGUGGAGGACUUCGACCACCACUGUCCCUGGGUGAACAACUGUAUUGGUCGACGGAACUAUCGCUACUUCUUUCUCUUCCUGCUCUCACUCACCACCCACAUAGUGGAUGUUUUUGGCUUUGGCCUCCUUUAUGUGCUUCACCACCGCCAGCAACUUGACACGCCACAUGCUGCUGUGACUAUGGCAGUGAUGUGUGUUGCUGGUCUGUUUUUUGUCCCAGUUGCUGGCCUGACUGGGUUCCAUAUUGUGCUUGUGGCUCGAGGUCGCACCACAAAUGAGCAGGUGACCGGAAAGUUUCGUGGAGGCGUUAACCCCUUCACUAACGGUUGUGUGAGGAAUAUUUCACAUGUACUUUGCAGCUCACUGGCUCCCAGAUAUACGGGUCGGUCACGGAAGCCUCAGACAGUAGAAAUACAGCCUCCCUUCCUCAGGCCGCCUCUCACAGAGGCACAGCUAGAAGCCAAGGUCCUGGACAAUGGCAUCCAGAAUGAUCGACACAGCACAAGAUCAAAGAGCAGUUUGGAUCAAAUGGAGAGUCAGUCAGCAGACACGGAGCCUCCACCUCCCCCAAAGCCAGAGCUUCGUUAUCCUGGCCUGUCUCGUGGUGACACAGAGGAAAGCAGCUUGUUGACAGAAGGUGUUCCCACACAAUCUAUGUACAAGUAUCGACCUGCGUUCAACAGCCCAGGAAAGAACCACAGUGCCCACACACAUGGCAAGGUGAUCCGCGGGGAGAGCCUCGACUCUCCGUCUCCCUCUAUUCUUCACUCCAGCCGCCAUCCCAGUUAUCGUUCGGAACCGAGCAGCCUGGACGGGGCCACAGUGGUGGGGGGUGUUGCGGGGGCUUUCAGAGGGGGAGCAGAGAGGGCUGAGGGUCCUGGAGGCUUAAGCAGAACCGUCGGAGGGGUAUCGGGGGGCAUGUCGGGUUACUCUCUGACUGGACGCUCCCAUACUUCGUACCCAUCCUCUCUGGUUCUAUCCACUGGGGGCUCCCACUCUUCCAGUCUGCGCUCAGCGCACUUGGCGCACAAUCCUCUGGCCACCCUCCAGUCAGAAGGAACUACAGAUACCAGCUACAAAAGUCUAGCUAACCAGACCCCACGAAACGGCAGUUUGUCCUACGACAGCCUGCUCACGCCAUCCGAUAGCCCCGAGUUUGAGUCGGCCGCCCACGAAUUGUCGCCGCAGAAGCCUCGUGCGCCUUUCCCCUUAAUGACAGGGGCCGCGGUGAGAGGCCAGCCUGAAGUAGUGUCCCCCACUUCUCCGCUACAGGGCUAUACGUCGCCCUUCCUCUCAGCUCAGCUCACCCAGCAGAGGGAGGGCCAUCUGCUCCAGGGAUCCGCCACUUUCUCCUCCCCCCAAAGGGCCUAUCUGCGUGCCGUCAGCCCGCCCCCUCCUUCCGGGCCCCCUGUGACACUGCACCUGCUACAGCAUAACCACGACUCCUCCACCUCCUCCUCCAGAGUGCCCCGUAACUCUGUGUCGUCGUCGUCCUCCCCGGGGGCUCGCUCGCCCGAGCCCCCGGUCACCCCGCCGCCUCGCGGCAUCUCCCUGGGCAAGUCCCAGUCUUACGCUGGGGAGGCGGGACCCCAGCAAAAGCUUCGGGCCGCUGUGGUGCUGGGAGGGGGAGGAGCUGGAGGAGGGCAUCAGGCUCCACACCAUCCUCUUCCUCCUUGAUCUGUAUCAACCUCUCGCACAAUUUUGGCCAAUCACACCACGUCUAAACCAGGGGGCGGAGUGAAGAAGGUGACCGGCGUCGGAGGGACCACUUACGAGAUUUCGGUUUGAGUGACAGGCGCUUCAUUCCAUCCACUGAGGAAGAGGAAAGAAAAGUCACUGGGCAAUUUGUAAUUGUUUCUUCCCUCACCUGGAUAUUAUUUGCGACUGCAGAGCCAAAAGCAGCACUCCGUGCACACCUGCCUGCCUGGUACCGACUGGCCUUGUCGAUCCCAACAAAGACUGCACAUUGGUUCCUGUUUUACAGGCCACUUUGUAAUGCACAGACCAUUUGAGGUCUGUUCCUUCAAGGACAGAACAUGCCCGGAUGCGGUUUGACAUUGGUACGUUAGUAGUACGCAGUAUUUUUGACACUUGAGGGUGGCCUGUUGAAUUUUAAGGAGGAUUUAAAAGUGUUGACCAAUGAGGACGACUUUGAUUUAUGGACCACACAUCCUGUUGCGUGAAAAGCAUCAUCAAGAAAAUCCAACUUAUAAAAACACAGUAUCAUUUUAGUUUUAUAAGUCCUCGUUUUUAAAUAUUUUAUAAAAAAAAAAAAAAAUGUGUAAGAUCUUACAGAUUAUUAUUGGGUCCUGUUGUCAGGUGUUAAAGAUGACUUAUCAAUGAGGGUGGCAAAUGUAUAAUGUGUAUAAUUCUUUAUUUUUAAUUACAAAUGUGUUGCCUGUUUAUAAUUGACGGCUGCAUCAGCCACUUGUGAGCUCUUGCUGAAAUUGUUGUGAUCCAAAGAGUCGACUUCGGAGGUGGCAAGAAAAAAAAAACAACAACAAUUGAGCUUUAUUUUCAAAAGCCACAGAAAAAUUUGGAGUGGAACGCGUUUUGGUUGAAUGUACCUGUGUAAUGUUUAUGUGCUUGAGGCGUUAUGCAAAAUCCAAUUUGUAGCUUUAAGAUCAUCGUCUGUCUUGUUUCGAUGCAACAUUUUGAUCCUUUUAAUGGAUGACCAGCCAAUUAAGACUGGGGCGCAGAUGGGAUUGGAGGUGAGGGUCUCAUAUUUUAACAAUAUUACAGCUGCAAUGAGAGUCUGCGUGUAGUCAUGGUACUAUUAAAGGGAGAAAAAAAACAUGUAGCACUCGGGAUGUCCUGAUCACAUUUUUUUUCCUGUGGAGGGGGG
Corythoichthys intestinalis (scribbled pipefish) is the source of this 4595-nucleotide messenger RNA. RefSeq names its product zinc finger DHHC-type palmitoyltransferase 5b (gene zdhhc5b). Gene Ontology annotation, molecular function: palmitoyltransferase activity. Gene Ontology annotation, biological process: protein palmitoylation. NCBI's taxonomy places the organism in Eukaryota, Metazoa, Chordata, Actinopteri, Syngnathiformes, Syngnathidae. The transcript has 13 exons. The coding region runs from base 1328 to 3427 and encodes 699 amino acids. The record is from RefSeq and is a predicted model, not a curated record.